GUCUGCCUUUGUUCUAGCCCCGCCCACUCACACCUGAUCCUCAUGUUUCUUCCCCAGGUGUUUCUUKAUUUACCUCAUUAGKUYUKCCUUURUAUUCUGUCCUUGGUCCUCGGUCUUUGUCAGAUCCUUGUUCUUUGUUCWCUGUUGUCUCAUGCCAAGCCAAGAAUCUUSUUUGCUGCCACGUCGGCACUUUUGUUUUUGUUGCUUUAAUAAACCUUUUUUGCCACCCUCACUCAGUCUUGCAUCCUGGGGUUCAAACCAACCAAGCUCAACYGUAACAGUAUAUGUGAUGUGUGCAGAGACAUGUAAAAGUAAACCUGUUUAUCUACUGUUUUCCAGUUUCAUCUGAUAAGAUUUUGUAACAAAUAUCGAGUUUGCCAGUCUGAGUGAAGAAAACAGAGUCGACACAGAAGUACCAUGUCGCAGCCAAAGCAGCCAGUUCCUCUUCCAAGGAAAAUGAAUCGAGCAGUAAAAUCUUUAGAUGUGGAGCUGAUAAAAUGUAACCCACAGUCUCCCACAGAUUGUUCAGUGGAACAAACAAAAAGCUCAAAUCCACCCCCACUGUUACAAAGAAAGUGGGUAACGCUGGACUCAGAGCAAGAAGAAAGCAGCAAUGAACAUGUGGAUUUUGUAAAGCAGCAGAUGUCUCCUGUUUCUCCUUCAGGAAAAUUUGAUGAAAUAAAAAAAGCUUUUGAAGCAAAGAGGCUGAUGUAUAACUCUUCUCUUCAGUCCCACACAAAGAACUCAGAAGAUAACCUAAAGAACUCAGCUCCACCCCCACUGCUGCCAAGAAAGUGGGUAACACUGGACUCAGAACAAACUGGCCAGGAUUAUGAGGAAAUUCUAAAGGGUGAUGAACCAGUCAAGGAGCCAGUUAAACCACGACCUCCUCCACUGCCCUUUAGAAAACCAAAACCUCAUCUUGUUCGCAUGCCUGAAAUAAUGGAUUCCAUGUCUUUGUCAGAUUCCUUUGAGGCGAUGACACCCUGGAAAGAUGUGUGCAGAGAUCUGACAUUUAGAGGAUCAGAAGAGGCAGUGGUCAUCGUGAAAGCUGAAGUUCUCCACAAAGCAAUCCAGAAGUAUGACCAGCUGAUGAUUGCACACUGUGGAACACUCAAAAUACAUAUUACUGAUCUGUACUGCAUUGGUGAUAACCUGGACAAGGUGUCAAAGGGCACAAAGAUCGCUGGCAUCACAGGAGGUUCAGCAGCAGUGGCAGGAGGAGUGGCAGCAGCUGCUGGUGUGAUCCUGUCUCCAUUCACAGCAGGAGCCUCACUGGCCCUUACUGCUGUUGGUGUUGGUGUGGUUGCAGCCGGAGGUGUCACUGGUGCUUCUGCAGCCAUCGCAAACAAGGUCAAUCUGACAGCUGACAAGAAGAAAAUGGAGAAAGCCUUGAAAGACUUUGAUGAUCGUAAUGAGGAAAUUCUCAGCUGUUUAAAGUACAUCAAUGAAGGCAUGGAGUUACUAAAGCAACAYGGUGUGUCUGUUCUCAAUGUUACUGAGAGGAGAUCAGUUAGGGUGGCAAACGUAGUGAAGCUGGUUACAGGAGAUGCUACUGCCAUGACCUCAGACAUGAGCAGCAAGGUGGCCGGAUCCAUMAAAGGGUUUGCGCUCGGUAUGGAUUUUUAUUUUAUCGAGGGAAAAAAUGGAAUGAAAGUAAARAAAGGUCUCGAGUCGAAGCUGGCCAAAAAACUUCAUGCCUUGGCAGAGGACCUUGAUAAAGGACUGAGAGAGCUCAUAAAAAUAAAGGAUGUGUUCAGUAAGCAUGUUUAAGAACAUCUGUCCCAUUUUGAUUUGAUGCUUUWAGAGUUAAUCCAGCUUGUUGUGUGACUUUGGAGUAUUUCUAAGAGGGUAACUAUGGGAUAACAAUACAAAGCUUUUAAGAGUGUUCACUGCAAAUAACCAAUCUUCCAUUUUGGCUUUUUGUUUGUUUGGUUGUUGUUUUUUUUUUUUGUUUUUUUUUUGGUUCAUUUUGCAUUUUUGUUGACAAGAUUGUAAAUGAAAAUGAGAAUUUGUGAAGGUCUUAUCUCAUAAAUAAAAUGGUACUGCUGAUUAACCCUAAA
Molecule: messenger RNA, 2063 nt
Organism: Austrofundulus limnaeus
Lineage: Eukaryota; Metazoa; Chordata; Actinopteri; Cyprinodontiformes; Rivulidae
Exons: 11
Coding region: 418-1773 (451 amino acids)
Biological process (GO): lipid transport; lipoprotein metabolic process
Cellular component (GO): extracellular region; membrane
Molecular function (GO): lipid binding
Source: RefSeq, a predicted model, not a curated record